Messenger RNA from Acanthochromis polyacanthus (spiny chromis), 2936 nucleotides. It is a transcript of the gene rnf185, whose product is annotated as ring finger protein 185. Gene Ontology annotation, biological process: ubiquitin-dependent protein catabolic process. Gene Ontology annotation, cellular component: endoplasmic reticulum. The transcript is spliced from 6 exons. Gene Ontology annotation, molecular function: ubiquitin-like protein conjugating enzyme binding; ubiquitin protein ligase activity; metal ion binding. Bases 376 to 957 code for a protein of 193 amino acids. Lineage: Eukaryota; Metazoa; Chordata; Actinopteri; Pomacentridae. The record is from RefSeq and is a predicted model, not a curated record.
CCCGCCCCCUGCACCCCUCCACUACCGGUAAUUAAAGCUGAGGAUGUGUGAUGCAACCAGCUGUAAGGAUAUUUUCCCAACUCCUGUCAGCAAGUUCUGACUUUCACUUAAUGUCAGCUCUGGUUCUGAAGGACAAGGUGUAUCGACGCGUGUAGACGCUUCGGUUUUCGUCACGCUGCGUUCCGUUAAACGGCCACACGGUUGAACUGUCAGUUUUUUUGCUAACAUUAGCAGCUCGUUAGCUCGGUUUGAUUUCACUCCGGUCUCUCUUCGCCGCCCCUCCUCUCCUCAGGACCUCCUUAUGUGUACAUUUUGAGGCGCUGGGUGCCGGAGGAGUCACCCCCUCUCUCGUUUAGUGGAUCUAAGCUUGAAUAAAUGGCCACCGCUGCUCCCCCUCCCGCCGCUAGCUCACCCGCGGCCGCCGACAACCCGACUCCCGGAUCCAGCGGCUCGACUUCGGCCGACGGCGGCAACCAGGACAGCACCUUCGAGUGUAACAUUUGUCUGGACACCGCCAAGGAUGCGGUGAUCAGCCUGUGCGGCCACCUCUUCUGUUGGCCCUGUUUGCAUCAGUGGUUGGAGACCCGACCAAACAGACAAGUGUGUCCAGUUUGUAAAGCUGGAAUCAGCAGAGACAAAGUAAUCCCCUUGUAUGGGAGAGGAAGCACAGGACAACAAGACCCCAGGGAAAGAACACCCCCCCGACCACAAGGACAGAGGCCCGAGCCAGAAAACCGUGGGGGUUUCCAGGGAUUCGGCUUCGGAGAUGGAGGUUUCCAGAUGUCAUUUGGAAUCGGUGCCUUUCCGUUCGGUAUUUUCGCCACGGCUUUUAACAUCAACGACGGACGACCUCCUCCAGCCGCUCCGGGGACACCGCAGCACAUGGACGAACAGUUUCUGUCUCGGCUCUUCCUGUUUGUCGCUCUGGUGAUUAUGUUCUGGCUGCUGAUUGCAUAAUAAUAAGAAAUGUGUUAGCUCGAAGGAUUUCUCAGAGAUCACAUACGGCAAGUCGUCUUGGUUUUUUAAAAUGUUUUGUGAUUCUGCCUUCAUACUUUUUUAAAAAUUUUUUCUCUCCUUGGCAUCAAGUCACAUGAAUGAAGCUUUUUUUUUUUUUUAGUUAUUAUUAAAGAUAUGUUCUAAUUUAGGCUUUCAUCAUGAUUCACGUAACACGGCCAUCUAGUGUGCUACCACGUUCCUCUCAUUAUCUUAUCUGUUUGCGUUACUGUUAAUUUUAAAGACAUACAGAAAAUUUAAAGUGAGAGACAAUGAAAGAGUGAGACAGUCAUGAAUUUUAAGACCUACACCUGUACUUUUAAUACUAAAAUGUCCUCUGUGAAUAAAAGGCCUCUCCAUGCUAGACGAGCUGCAAAGAAACCCCCUAGUUUCUUACUUAUUCGCUGAAUACCAGCAUGUGCUUUCUCCGUGUUGUCUUCUUACUCCCACUGAGGCGGCAUCCCAAAUCACUCCCGCAUUCACUCAUUCAGUACUGCCUUUAAAACAGACACUCACUAGUGAGCAUGAAUUAUGUAGAAAUUUCACAAUCAUGAUUUUGAGGUGUCGGUAUCAGCUUCUCACUUCUGUAAAGGGACUCUUUGUGGGAUUGUUCGCAGAAAGUAGUGAAUGUGUCAUGGACGCUCCCUCUUUUUUGCAAAUGUGUGCAAGUUUUGAGGUCCCUAUGUGUGGUUUGUGAGAGGAAAGGGCUCAGGGUAAAUAUGCAGAGGUAGGAAAAAGUUUUAAUACACCCUUAAAAUUUUAUACUCUCAAAUAUCAGGAAAUAUUUGUGGAAGAAUCUUUUGUGUUUCAAAAGGUGUGACAACAUUAAACGGACACAAAUGUAUAUUUUUUUGGUUUUUGUUACAACUGAAAAUGGCAAGACUAAAUUCUACCCAAAUGAUCCAACACUCAAAAUGUCUUGUAUUUAUGGAACCAAUUAAUUUUAAGUUUCUAAUGGCUUUUUUAGGAUUUAUUUAGUAUUAUGGCUGUGACUGUACUACACAACCAAAAUAAACUGCACUUGAAGGAUGGGAUGUCUGAAAACUUUUUUCCACCACUGUAGUGACUACGUACACGGGGAUGACAAAUUAAAGGAAAAGCUGUUGUUGGCUCCCAAACAGCUUUAAUGCACCUCAGCAUUGAUUCUUUAAGACUGUAAAACUCUGCUGCAGGGAUGAAGCAGCAUUCCCCCCCUCUCGUUUGAUGUUUUAACAAUGACCAAAAUCUCCCUUAAAUGUUCAACUGAGUUUAGUUCAAGGCGAGAACAUACGAUUGACAUCAUUUUCAUACUCAAACCGCUCAGUGACUCCUCGUACACUACUAGUGUGAGCAUUGUCAUCCAAAGAGACGACCCCCAUCGGGAGGGAAAAUAUUCCAUCGUGUAAUGAAAGGUGAUCACUCAAAAGCAACUUUGUGUUGAUUUGCAGCGAUCAUUUUUUCACACAGUGGAUCCAAACUAUGCAGGAAAAUGACCUCAUACCAGAUCAGCAGACCACCAGAUGGUCAAGCAUUCAGUUUUUCCUUUAAUUUGUCACCUAUCUGGGAGAUGGGAGUGACUUUGGACUCAACCUUAAUGUACUAAGAAUGUGGGUUUUCCCCCUCAUUCAGAUGUACCCAAUAUAUAUUCAAAUUGCACAUCUCAAAGUUACCAAAAAUCAAAGACGUUCUGAGGAAUCAAUAUACUGUCACACUGACAUUUUAUUUUAGAUGACACUGGAAAGGAAUGUUUAUGCAUGUAAGCAGUGGAAAGAUUAAAUGUAUGAAACUGUGUUCCUUUCUUUCCAAACUGUAAAACCUUUUAUUCUGCUCAAUUUACUGUAUGUCACUGUAAUUAAAUGUAAAAUACUGUGGAUUAGAGUUUAAAUCAAGUUUGAUUCAUUGAACAUGAAGCAACUUUUCUAAAUGUCAAUUCACUCUAUUGACAGUAAAGCUAUGUAAAUGAA